Molecule: messenger RNA, 2003 nt
Organism: Prorocentrum cordatum
Lineage: Eukaryota; Dinophyceae; Prorocentrales; Prorocentraceae
Source: the annotation of a GenBank genome assembly
GGCGUCUGAUGAUACGGCCUGUGUCUCCAGGCCCUGCCGCCAAUGGCCUCGCCGCGGACCUACGCCACGACGCAGGGAGGGCCGACCCAGAAACCCAGGGAAACCAAAACAAAGCGAGCGAGCGCCCAGCCCCGGCGACGAGGAAGCCAACGCGGCGGGCCAAGCGGCGGCGACGAGGGAAGGGCCCCACAGCCCGCAAGGGCGCCGCGACGCGCGGCCGCCAGGCUGCUCACGGGCUGCGCCGCCGCUUCUCGCUGUCGAUCCUGGCCUGGACUAGGGCCCUCCAGUCAGGCCCGAGCCUGAAGGAGACGUACUCGUCGAGCUGAGCCUCCGAGAGGCCGUCCAGCCAUUCCUCCGCCUGCUGGAGUUUGUCCUUCGGCUUGAGCUUGCCCUUGCCCUUAUUCUUAUCCUUGCGCUUGUCCUUGCCCUUGUCAGAGACAUCAGGCCAGGGGUCCAGCACCCCUGGGGCCGUCAGACACGAGCUCAAACGCAACGCUUGGGGACCGGCGCCUAUGCCCUUGCCGACGAGGUUAAAGUCCGAGCCCUUAGCUGAAUCAGGAUUUGCCCCUAUGGGCUGAGAGACGUCAGGCUCGAAAUAAUCAGAACUUGCCCCAAUGGGCUUGCUGAUGAGAGAAGCGCCGAUGCGCAGAGAUGCGCGGCAACCCGCUGCUUGAGAGUCAAGACCAUCACAGCUGACGACGCCCUCGUUGUACAUGUCCUCGUAGAAGUCCUCGAAGCUCUUCGGCUGGUUCUCCAGGUACAUCAUCUCGGCGAUCGCGUCCUGGUGAUCAAGCUCGCUCUGGAACACCACUGGCUCUAUGCCUGCAUCUCGCCCGUCAUCCUCCUGAUGUUCUGGAGCUCGUUCUGGCGCUGCAGCAACGCCUUGAACAGCAGAGACCUCGCCACCAACCUGCUCGAGCUGGUCGCCAGUCUCUUCAGGAACCAUCCCCGACCCUGCCACGGCCGGUGCAUGAAUCUUGAGCCCAUCUGGUCGGUCGAGCUCGUUGCCGUAGAAGUCAAAGAGCGCCCUGACCUCCUGCCCAUCGCGAGCUCCUAUGAAGUACUGCACUCCAACCUGCUGACAAUCAGUGUCGUACCACUGGUGCAGGCCGUCCUUGUUUAGUAGCAUGCGGCUGUCCUCCCCGAGCGCGUAGGGGAAUAACUCCACCGCAUUGACACGCAGCGCGCUGUCGCUGGUGCUGUCGAUCAGCUUCGGGUGCUUCGUGACAGUGCCGAUCAAGCCGACCUCCUGGUCCAGCGAUUCUUGCGCGCUGCCUGCUUCCACGGUGGUGGGGCAGGCGCGCCCUCCUCGUUGAAGUUCUCCAGCUCCUCCCGGGGGUCCUCUUCCGUGUCCUCCGUGAACUGGUAAAGGUGCGACAACUCCUCCAGCUGCCUCCUGUGCAGGUACUGCGUCUCCACAAGCGCGUCGGCCUGACACAUGUUGCAGGUCCUCCUGAAACCGAAAUUGGCGUACUGGCACUCCUCGCACUUCCAGAUCGCCACCCGUGUAGUGAACCGCCGGUGCAUCUCUUGCGUUGGCCUCCACGGCCUGCGUUUCUUCAAUGCCUUCUCCUCCUCGGGCUGCGGCAGCUUGGGGAGCGCGGCCUCUUCCUCGGCAGCUCCUUCUGCACAACCUCCGUCACCGGGUGCUUCGAGAUGUCCUCGUUGAUGCUCAGCUGCAGCAUCGCGUGGGUGACCUCCGAUAGUCCAGCCUUCCGUAGCGCCUCGCCCAGGCCUGGCCAGUCGUCGAUCACCACCUCCUCCUUCUGAGCGGACGCCAUGACCUUCCCCUGACGACUCAUGCUGUCCUCCCAGUUGAGGUCCGAGGCCAUGGGCAAGCUCUUGUUCUUGACCCGCACCUCGAACGCCCUCCUGUUGGCCUCGAUGGCCUUCCUCGAAGCCGCACGGGUGGCCGCUGAACUCCACGAUGAGCUCUGUGGGGCCAACCUUGCGGGCGAGGGCUGCGAUCUGGUCCUGGAACUCUCCAUUGAUGCUGUCUCCCG